This is a messenger RNA of Rubroshorea leprosula, 2142 nucleotides long. NCBI's taxonomy places the organism in Eukaryota, Viridiplantae, Streptophyta, Magnoliopsida, Malvales, Dipterocarpaceae. The record is from the annotation of a GenBank genome assembly.
CUUGCGUGAAUCUCCAGCAGCUCACCAGAAUUUUCCUCCCGAAGUCCAGCCUGCGCCCAGCAGCUUCUUCCCGUUAGAAAUAUGUUCUAAAUCACCUUAAGCACCUUGCCUUCUUGAAUUCCUCGCUUGUUGUAUACCUCAAGGCAAGGUAGUGAGAUUCGAGACGCAGGAAACUAAGGGGAGUGACAAGCUAGAAGGCUAGCCACUUGUAAUUGGAUAUAGAUUUUUAGAUAUAGGUUAUGAUUUUGUAAGUUAGAUUUUAUUUUAAGAUUUUAUAAAUUAAUUUAGUGGAUUGUUAGUUAUGAAUUUAGUCACUUCAGAGAAUUGUGCAUUUGUGGGAUCCUUUCACAAGUGUACGGAGUCUGUUUCGCUCCCAGUUUUUGGGUGUAACAAGAUCUUUGGCUUGGAAGAGGCUGAUCAAAUCUACAGGGGGGCUGGUUUCUUUAGUUGAAAAUUUUUUAUUCUAGCCAUGUUAGAAGCAGAUCAGGCGAGAAAAAGUUGUUCUUUUGGGUCGUUGUCCAUGGUGAGAGCAAAUCUUGGUGAGGAAAGAAAAGGAGAAGGAAUCGGUGAUGUCCCGAGGAAGAAGAAAGUGCUUAAAAUAAAAGUGGGAAGUUACAACCGGCAAAAGGAGAACAAAAGGAAAUUUUGGAAGAGAGAACACACGAUCAACCCUACUCAAACACCUACAAAUUUUCAAACUUUCAUUUUCUUUGCAAUUGCUUCCAAAUUUCGGAUAUCAACACAAUUUCCAAUAGAUCUAGGUAUCCCUCCUUCUUGCAAAUCGUCUGUAGGUGCAAAUUUCAAUUUUAAUCCAACAUUCUUUGCAUCAUCUGCAAGGAGGUCAAUUGUCAGGAAGAAGAGGGUCGUUGAGAAAAUCUCCUUUCUUACUUUCAACAAACAGCAGACCAUGUUAGCAACUGAGCGCUCCUUGGCCUUGUAUUCUGAGGUUUUCUAUUCAGCUGGUGAUUGUUGCAAUGCCUAUGGUACCAUCUCUAAUAUGCUUUUGAUGUGUGGACCUCACCGUUAUCCAUCUACAUUCCCUGCAAUGGCUCGGCCUUUGUUUCCUCCAUGUCCACCUGGACCACUUGGGACAAUGAUUUUAUGCUAUCUCUUCUUCAUCUUUGUGGACCUGUCAAGGGUUGGAAACGUGCCCAAGAUCCCACUGAGGGAACUCUUAGAGCCUUUGGAUUUUGUGAAUUUAAGGGGUUCUUCGUGUAGUAAAUUUAAUAUCGAUGGGCAAGAAUUGUCAAUAAAUGUUAAUCAGGCAACAAGAGAAUAUUUGGAGCAGUAUGUUAAUAGCAAAAUAGAAAAUGAAAAGAAGCUCAAAGAAACACAGUCUGCAGGGGAUGAGAAAGAGGAGGACAGUGAUACUGGCAACCAAAAAAAAUUUGACAUCGCCAACUCUGGUAUUACAACUGACGAAGACCAGGAGGCAGACAAAGAAGCUUCGGAUAAGCUUACUAGCAUGAUUGAGGAGAGGUUAAAGACCAACCCCUUGCCUCCACCCCCUGCACAACCAGCCCCUGAUGGUUCCACGAAGUCAAAUUCAGAGAUGCCAAAAUCAAAGGAUGGGGAUUCUGAUGGAGAUGUAAUGCAAUCAGGUGAGUAUCUUGCUAACAAGAAGAGUGACUGUUAUUAUAAGCCUUUCAACGUUGCUGGAGUUUAUAAUUCUGUGGAUGGAGCUGUAGUAAAAAAUGAUGAUGAGACCACUAGUGAUGGCAAAGCAACAAUAGAGUACGGUAAGCCCGAGUCAAGUUCACCUGAUCAUAGAGAUGAUUGGAGAAGGAGCAAAGAAGGAAGAUUGAUGAAGCAGAGCAUGAGUAUGAGAAGUGUCUUAGAGAUUGGGAGCAAAGAGAAAGGGAUAAGGAGAAACAGAGGCAAUAUGAGAAGGAAAGGUAGAAAGAGAGAGAGCGUAAACGAAGGAAGGAGAUUCGCUAUGAUGAAGAUUCAAGAAAAAGGUGGUGUAGGAGUGAGUUACACGAAAAGAGGAGGUUACGGGUAUAGGAGGAGGAUUUGGCAACCAGACUCAAGGAAGAAAAAGAAAUUGCUGAGGCCAAAAAGAGGGCCGAAGAGGAGCAGCUUCAGCAGCAACAAAGGGAUGCAUUAAAACUUUUGUCUAGUCGUGUAGCAAAUGGCGGUGAG